ACCUCUUCGCUCUCUCACCGCCUCGGGUAUCUUUUAUCGUCCCAGAGUACUCGUGAGUCACUCCGAGGUUCCUGGUUAUUGCGACCUAUCAGUAGGGUGAGCGUGCAUUCUUCCGUGAGGAUACUAUCACCGCUUUUACCGGAGCUAUGUGUUCACUGUCUCGUUAGCGAGACGGGAGGCACAGACAAGGAAGUUACACAGCGGAAGAGCCAACGUGACGUAGGCGCGUCAUCACGACACCACUUGCCUUUAGGGUUUAAUUUAAUAUAAGUGUAUAUAUAUAUUGGACAAGUGUCUGGAGGAUAAGAUGGCCAGAGCUGGAGGUAUCUUGAAGUUGGCGGUGGUCAUCUUUGUAUUCCUCCUCGUUAUCUUCAUGACUUUUCAACUACUGGAGAUAAACAUGGAUUUCACGUUUCGCAAUGUGCUUUCAAGAUCUAUGCCAUUGAAUGAAGUCUCCCCAAAGCCCGUCAGGUACAAGUGCGGGCUGUCCAAGUCCUGCCCAGCCGGACACUUCGCCUUCAGGAUGGCGAGUGGAGCUGCCAGCGUGGUCGGACCCAGAAUCUGCCUGGAGGACAAAUUAGUAAUGAGCGCUGUGAAGAACAACGUGGGGAGAGGAGUCAACAUCGUCCUGGUUAAUGGGAGAACAGGGGAAGUUAUUAAGACAGAUUUUUUUGAUUUGUGGGGAGGAGAUGUGGCUCCCUUCAUUAAAUUCCUGAAGGGAAUUGCGGAAGGGACAGUCGUGAUGAUGGCCUCAUUCGACGAUCUAUCGACAAAACUCAACGAUGAAGCCAAGAAGCUAAUUGCUGAUCUGGGCAGCUCGGUUAUCAGUAACAUGGGCUUCCGGGACAACUGGGUCUUUGUGGGAGGGAAAGGCAUCAAGACCAAGAGCCCAUUUGAGCUGCAUAUAAAGAACAGCGCAGACACCAACAAAUUUGACGGAUGGCCCGACGUGCUGGAGAUGGAGGGCUGCGUGCCUCAGAGGCAGGACUGACCUGAGACCUGUCGUCCGACCCCGUCCUGCAGACGUUCCUUUUUUUUCCUCGCGAGACUUUUUGAGCGGUGACGCUUCUUUGGGGCAGAGAUGCCACCCACACAGGCUCGUUAUUCACAUUUGCCUUUUUAGAAUAAAAAAAAAAAAAAAAAAAAAAACUUCAAGAAGAUACCACAAGGAAAGAGGAGCUACUGUGAAGUCAGACCUUUGCUGGAUUGUGAAGUGUCGACCUUUUUACUUGCAUUUCCUGUUUGGAUACUGAAUUGUAAAAGGAAGUAAUAGCUAGAGUGCACUGAUUUAUAAUGGACUUCCAUUUUGGUUAUUGGCAUACUAUCACUCUUUCUAUCUGUAACGCCCCCGGACUUUGCUCUAAUUGUUUUGCUGAUCAACAUGGAUAUCGUAGCCCAGAUCUUUAUGGCGCUGAGUUUUCAUUACCUGUUCCUUGCCUUAAUCUCAUUAUCUUACUCCUGGUUUUAAACAAACAGGACUUUGUGUGAUUUUCCUUUUCAGAGACUGUUAUUUUUCUAAGAUUAUUAUUAUUAUUAUUAACAGGUUUUGAGGAUGCUUCUUGUAAUCAAAUGUACCAAAUUCACUUGGAAAUGUGUUUAAUAUUUCUUUUGAGAAUAAUUUCAAAGAUCUUAAUUUAAUAAGCAUUGUAACAAUAAUAUAAUUUCUUAAAUUAAAUGAUAUUGGUAUAGCGGC
Messenger RNA from Cyclopterus lumpus (lumpfish), 1693 nucleotides. It is a transcript of the gene fam3c, whose product is annotated as FAM3 metabolism regulating signaling molecule C. Lineage: Eukaryota; Metazoa; Chordata; Actinopteri; Perciformes; Cyclopteridae. The transcript is spliced from 10 exons. Bases 308 to 991 code for a protein of 227 amino acids. The record is from RefSeq and is a predicted model, not a curated record.